Calypte anna (Anna's hummingbird) is the source of this 1685-nucleotide messenger RNA. It is a transcript of the gene HMGCL, whose product is annotated as 3-hydroxy-3-methylglutaryl-CoA lyase. The record is from RefSeq and is a predicted model, not a curated record. The transcript is spliced from 9 exons. Lineage: Eukaryota; Metazoa; Chordata; Aves; Apodiformes; Trochilidae. Gene Ontology annotation, molecular function: hydroxymethylglutaryl-CoA lyase activity. Gene Ontology annotation, biological process: L-leucine catabolic process; ketone body biosynthetic process. The coding region runs from base 101 to 1075 and encodes 324 amino acids.
UAGGCAGCACCCCAGAGGUCCCGCAGUGCCGGUGUCGAGGACCGAACGGACCCGGUACCGAGAAGAAAACAAAACAAAACGGGACGGUACCGGGGAGAACAUGCCGCAGGUUGACACCGGCUCGGUGUCGCGGGACGGGCAGCGGGGACAGGUCAGCGGCGCAGCGGCGGCGUCCGGAGCCCUCCCGAAGAAGGUGAAGGUGGUGGAGGUGGGGCCGCGGGAUGGGCUGCAGAACGAGAAGAAUAUUGUACCAACAGCAGUGAAAAUCGACUUGAUCAACAUGCUGUCAGAGACAGGGCUGCAGGUUAUAGAGGCCACCAGCUUUGUUUCCCCCAAGUGGGUUCCUCAGAUGGCUGACCACACUGAAGUCAUGCAAGGAAUUCAUAAAUUCCCUGGGAUCAGUUACCCCGUGCUGACCCCCAACCUGAGGGGGUUCCAGGCAGCGGUGGCAGCAGGGGCCAAAGAAGUCUCAGUCUUUGGGGCAGCAUCUGAACUCUUCACCAAGAAGAACAUCAACUGCUCCAUCCAGGAGAGUCUGGAGAUGUUUGAUGAGGUGAUGGCAGCAGCACGGACAGCCAACAUUCCUGUGAGGGGGUAUGUUUCCUGUGUCCUUGGGUGUCCCUAUGAAGGGAAGAUUUCUGCUGCCAAAGUUGCAGAGGUCUCAAAGAAGAUGUACUCCAUGGGGUGCUAUGAGAUUUCUCUGGGUGACACCAUCGGCGUUGGGACCCCGGGCAGCAUGAAGGAGAUGCUGGCAGCUGUCAUGAAGGAGGUGCCAGUGGGGGCUCUUGCUGUUCACUGCCACGACACCUACGGGCAAGCUCUUGCCAACAUCUUGGUAGCCCUUCAGAUGGGGGUGAGCGUGGUCGAUGCUUCCGUCGCCGGCCUUGGGGGCUGCCCCUAUGCCCAGGGAGCCUCAGGAAAUGUUGCCACAGAGGAUUUGGUGUACAUGCUGAACGGGCUGGGCAUCCACACUGGUGUGGAUCUGCAGAAGCUGAUGGACACAGGCACCUUCAUCUGCAAUGCUCUAAACAGACGAACCAAUUCCAAAGUGUCCCAGGCCUCCUGCAGACUGUGACCCUGAGCCAGUUCCUCCUUGGGUCAAAGAAGAAGAAAAAAAAAAGGAUCUGGUGCUGUCUGGGUGUCCCCUCCCUUCUGCAGCCACUGCUCUGCAGUGCUCUUUCCACACUCAGCACUUGAACUGGAAUCUGUGAAGAAAUGUAAAGAAAAAACCUAAGUCUGUGCUCAGCCUUAACCACUUGUCUGAGAGAAGGGAGGACGUGGGGGAGCUGAGGGAGAAGCUGCACCCCCUGACACCAGCUCAGCACAAAGUCUGGUGACAUCUGCCUCAAGAGUGUGUUACCAUGAGCCACCAGCAACCAGGAAACCAAUGGAUCAACCAGGGGAUCAACCAAUAGGUCAACCAUCCCAUCAGCCAUCCCAUCAACCAUCAGAUCAACCAUCCCAUCAGCCAUCCCAUCAACCAGCAGCUUUUCCAGCCAAGGCACAGCUCCAAGUCAAGCUCUCCCCUUCUUCCCUUCUCUCUCCUCACUACAGUUUUUAAGACUGAAAUGGGAAGGGGAAUCCUUGGACCUUCUUUCUUAGCAUUUAGGGGGUGUAAUCAAGGGCUGUAUCUGUUGUAAGAUACUUCUAAGUACUAGGAAUAAUAAACAUUUUAUUUAAUAUUC